AUGGUUGAACACAGACCACCUAUUACCGCCCACGUUCUGUAUUCGCACUGUGUUUCAUUUUUAAACUAUUUACGCAGCCACAAUCAGAACCGGUCUUACAUUAUCGAUUUCAUCAAGACCGACCCACCAAUCCUGCAUUUAUAUGUGAACACCACUUUAUUCUUGCCAACAACUCCAUCAGCUUGCUUCGGUCAACUUGGGGCUCCCCACGACUUUGGGCGUCAAUUUGUGCCAUAUCACAGCUUGACCACUACGAACUACGAUUUCGACUUUGACUCGCGGGAUACCUGCCUCAUUGGUUCUUCCAUCAACGCUAAUGACAAAGGCCACAGUGGCGAAUCAAUUGCAUCUUUAAUAUCCAGCAACGAUUGUCCGGUCAAGUUUAUGGAUCGGUAUUCUGGUUUGAUUCCCACAUUGAACCCCGAAAUGAACGUUACGAAUUUGUUGUCUUUUAUACAAUUUUGUGUUGGAUCACCACAUGUGGCACCACAUCAAACUUUUGGCCACGCAAUUGGUUUCUUUAAUGUUUGUGUCACUUUCGAGGUUCAAAAGCGUGGUAUUGCUCAUGUGCAUUAUGUGAUCUCACCCAACGCAUAG
Messenger RNA from Melampsora larici-populina 98AG31, 597 nucleotides. RefSeq lists its product as uncharacterized. Bases 1 to 597 code for a protein of 198 amino acids. Lineage: Eukaryota; Fungi; Basidiomycota; Pucciniomycetes; Pucciniales; Melampsoraceae. The transcript is spliced from 3 exons. The record is from RefSeq and is a predicted model, not a curated record.